AUGUUUUUGUGGUUUUUUGGGUUCAGAGUUGGACGUCUUCUUCUCCCGUCCUCUCCCCUCCUGCACCAUUCCGGAUCCAAGACUCCUCAGAUGCUCCCCAGUGGACAACAAGGGACAACAAGCCACAGCUGCACAGCUAGGCCACAACUUGGUUCUUCCAGUCCCGUCGGUCCCCGCUCCGAAUCCCCUCAUUGGAAGUCCCAGAGCGGUUACAUGCUCCGAAGGCCAAUGGAUACUCUUCAUACACCGAUAUCACGAGUCGGUCGACGAACAACGGUUAUCCCCUCGAUCUCCAUGAGUGAGGAUUAG
Molecule: messenger RNA, 309 nt
Organism: Neurospora tetraspora
Lineage: Eukaryota; Fungi; Ascomycota; Sordariomycetes; Sordariales; Sordariaceae
Exons: 1
Coding region: 1-309 (102 amino acids)
Source: RefSeq, a predicted model, not a curated record